GUGGGAGUAGUGGCAAUGGUGAGCAGCUUCUUUUUUAGAUCCGCAGUUGGAAAAGUGGUGGGUGGGGAACGGCCGAGCGAAGGAAGUGGUGGAUCCGGGUACUAGAAGAGGAUUUGCAGAAAGGAAACUCAAAUCAAUCAGCACAUCAAAAUCUGACAGCAUCACUUGAUUCAUCAGGAACUGGAUGUUAUUGGCCUUUGAGCGGUAUUAGAAGGGGAGGAUUUGCAGUCAGGAAACUCAAACCAAACAUCACAUCAGAAUCUGAUGGAGUCGCCCAAUUUAUCAUAACCUGAAUAUCAUCAGAAUUUGGACAUGGAAGGAAAAAGCACUGUUCACAGUGGAGAGAAACCGUACACGUGUUCUGUUUGUGGACGAGGCUUCAAUCGAUCAUCUGACCUGUCAAAACAUAAAUGCAGUUACAAUAGGGAGAAGCCGUGGAAAUGUGGGGACUGUGGGAAGGGAUUCAAUUGCCCAUCUGACCUGGAAACACAUCGGCGUAUUCACACAGGGGAGAGGCCGUUCACUUGCUCUGAAUGUGGGAAGGGAUUCACCACCUCAUCCCACCUGCUGACUCACCAGCGAGUUCACACUGGAGAGAGGCCGUUCAGCUGCUCCAUGUGUGGGAAGGGAUUCACUCAGUCAACCCAUCUGCUGACACACAAGCGUACUCACACUGGGGAGAGGCCGUUCACCUGCUCUGUAUGUGGGAAGGGAUUCAGUGAUUCAUCCAACCUGUUGAUACAUCAGCGAUUUCACACUGGGGAGAGACCUUUCACCUGCUCCAAGUGUGGGAAGGGAUUUGCUCAGUCAUCCCAUGUGCUGAGACAUGAGAGAGUUCACACUGAGGAGAGACCUUUUAGAUGCCCAGACUGUGGGAAGUGCUAUAAGGGUUCCGUGGAACUGAUGUGCCAUCAACGUGUUCACACUGGGGAGAGACCAUUCAGGUGUUCGCACUGCGGGACUGGGUUCAGGGAAUCAUCUCAUCUCAUUGUACACCAGCGCACUCAUACUGGAGAGAGGCGGUUCUCAUGCUCCGAGUGUGGGAGGAGAUUCAAUCAUGCAUGCACCCUUCUGAGACACCAGCAAGUUCACACUGGGGAGAGGCCGUUCACGUGCUCCAUGUGUGGGAAGAGAUUUGGUCGGUCAUCCACUCUGCUGAGACACCAGCAAGUUCACAAGGUAUGAGAAAGGGAGGAUUUGCAGAUUCAGAAUGGGAGAAACCGUACAUGUUUCUUGUGUGAACGAGGCUUCAACUGAGCAUUGAACCUGGAGGGACAAAAGGAUACCUACACCAUGGAGAAACCAUGGAAAUAUCUGGACUGUGGGAAGGAUUCAAUUACCCAUCUGAGCCUUGAAAGUCAUCAGUGCAGUCACAGCAGGGAGAGACUGUUUCCUCACUCUAUGUGCUGGAAGGGAUUCAGUCAGUCAUCCUAAUGCCGAGACACAGUGAGCUCACAUGUGAUUGCAGGAGUUGGAUUCUGGUGUUAUUACUGUUGUUAAUCACACCCAACAACUUGCCUUCAUUUAGCACAUUUACCAGAGGAGAAUUAUCAAAUGAAAUUUGGCAGAGCCACAUACAGGGAAAUUAGGACAGGCGGCCAAAAGAAUGAUUAAAUAGUUCAAUUUUAAACAGCAGCUUAAGGAGGGAGGUUACAGAGGGAGGGACUGGCAAGGUGAUGCACUGAGUGAAAACAAGGAUGAUCAUUUUAAAAUCAAUGUGUUGCUACACCAGGAGCUAAUGCAUGCAGUGAGAAUGGGGGUGAUAGGUGAAUGGAAUUUGGUCUGUUAGGACAUAGAUAAUAAAGUUUUGGAUAACCUUGAGUUUUCUGAUCCAUUACCAUCUAGAAGGACAAGGGCAACAGAUAGAUGUUCCACCUAGAAGUUCCCCUCUAAGCCACUUGCCAUCCUGACUUGGUAAUAUAUUGCCGUUCCUUCACUGUCGCUGGGUCAAGAUCA
Messenger RNA from Carcharodon carcharias (great white shark), 1956 nucleotides. RefSeq names its product zinc finger protein 239-like. Gene Ontology annotation, molecular function: DNA-binding transcription factor activity, RNA polymerase II-specific; RNA polymerase II cis-regulatory region sequence-specific DNA binding. Bases 313 to 1185 code for a protein of 290 amino acids. The record is from RefSeq and is a predicted model, not a curated record. Gene Ontology annotation, cellular component: nucleus. The transcript is spliced from 4 exons. NCBI's taxonomy places the organism in Eukaryota, Metazoa, Chordata, Chondrichthyes, Lamniformes, Lamnidae. Gene Ontology annotation, biological process: regulation of transcription by RNA polymerase II.